AAAGUGGCAGCCGAUAGUCAGCUCUCGAACAAAGGGUUGCCCAUAAGUUCCAAAUGUCAAAAAAGUAACCUUAAAAUUUUGACACGAGGUGUUGUGCGUGUCUUUUCCUUUCUUUCUCGCUUUUUACUCGAACAUGGGUAUUAGCCGUGAUAGUUCACACAAGCGCCGCUCCACUGGUGGCAAGCGCAAGUCGCUCCGCAAGAAGCGCAAGUUCGAGUUGGGCCGCCCCGCCGCCAACACCAAGCUUGGCUCCAGCCGCGUGCACUCUGUGCGCACUCGUGGAGGCAACAGCAAACUGCGUGCCCUGCGCCUGGAGAACGGAAACUUUGCCUGGGCCUCUGAGGGUGUUGCUCGCAAGACUCGCAUUGCUGAUGUCGUCUACAAUGCAUCCAACAACGAGCUGGUGCGCACCAAGACCCUGGUGAAGAACAGCAUUGUGGUCAUCGAUGCCACGCCAUUCCGUCAAUGGUACGAAUCCCACUACGUUCUGCCCUUGGGACGCAAGCGCAACCCCAAGCACGCACAGAAGGAGGAUGAGAACGACGUGCUGACCAAGAAGCGCAGCGAAAAGGUCAUGAAGAAGUACCUGGAGCGUCAAAAGUUUGGCAAAGUUGAGCAGGCCUUGGAGGAUCAGUUCACUUCUGGCCGUAUCUUGGCCUGCAUUUCUUCCCGCCCCGGUCAGUGCGGUCGCUCCGACGGCUACAUUCUGGAAGGCAAGGAAUUGGAAUUCUACCUUAAGAAGAUCAAGUCUAAGAAGUAAAUGGCCCUAGAUAAGUUUGCAGGCGAAGCGUUCAUAUGAUCAAUGGACUUGCAAAAAGAAAACAAAAAUAAAAACCGAUUCUUUUGAUAGAA
Drosophila guanche is the source of this 852-nucleotide messenger RNA. It is a transcript of the gene RpS8, whose product is annotated as 40S ribosomal protein S8. Lineage: Eukaryota; Metazoa; Arthropoda; Insecta; Diptera; Drosophilidae. Gene Ontology annotation, biological process: translation; maturation of SSU-rRNA from tricistronic rRNA transcript (SSU-rRNA, 5.8S rRNA, LSU-rRNA). Gene Ontology annotation, cellular component: ribosome; cytosolic small ribosomal subunit. Gene Ontology annotation, molecular function: structural constituent of ribosome. Bases 134 to 760 code for a protein of 208 amino acids. The record is from RefSeq and is a predicted model, not a curated record. The transcript has 4 exons.